UGGGAAGCUUGAAGGAGAACAGAAUCUUGAGGUAGUGAUGGAACCGAUUCGUCGAUCAUUGCAAAAUAUUAGAAACAGGAAAACUCGCAUGGAUCAAGGAGCAUGCAGUCCAGAAAAUAUUUUCGCGGUGGAUUAUCCUUUGACGGAGUGCACUGGCUGUUCACAUACUCGAACCGUGUGUCUCGUUCGCGAAUUCGCGGCACACAGACGGCUGGCAGCCAAUUGCAAAAACCCCUUCUUUUCGCGGCGGAAAGAACAAGGGAUCCAGAAACCCUACCCCCCGGGGCACGUGUACGUGUGUGCGGGCUGCACGUUGAGCGCACACCACCGUACGCAAUGUAUACGUGCAGGAAAGGGAAGGCCGACGUACACGAGCCGGCAACGAGACGAUGAUUUCCAUUAUUUCGCCGGCACGCGUGGCAAGACUUGUUUAACGAGCGCAACGUCGCCAUCUGUAUCGCGAAUCUCGCAUCAUGAUAAUCACGAAUUAACCGACAAACAACUCUACUUCUGAUGGAUAGCGCUUGCGCAAUUAUCGAUUGGAAAAUAGCAAAUUCGUAUAGUUUUUAUACUAAUAAAAGAGAUUAGAAUAUCAACUUCGGUAAUACUUAUAAUAAAUUUUCUAUAAUUUAAUAAUAAAGA
Molecule: messenger RNA, 642 nt
Organism: Bombus impatiens (common eastern bumble bee)
Lineage: Eukaryota; Metazoa; Arthropoda; Insecta; Hymenoptera; Apidae
Exons: 2
Coding region: 38-514 (158 amino acids)
Source: RefSeq, a predicted model, not a curated record